Molecule: messenger RNA, 1351 nt
Organism: Tarenaya hassleriana
Lineage: Eukaryota; Viridiplantae; Streptophyta; Magnoliopsida; Brassicales; Cleomaceae
Exons: 6
Coding region: 108-1127 (339 amino acids)
Source: RefSeq, a predicted model, not a curated record
CUGAGGAGAAAGAGAGAGAUCCAGACAAAAUUUCUGGAGCUGGGAGAAAGCUCGAAAUCUCCCCCCAUCGAGAGGCUCUUGCCGGAGGAAAGCUUCGAUCUGAAUCAAUGGGUGAAUCUGCCUGUUUGGUUCAUUCGUUUUCUUACACGGCGUCUAUUUCCCGUGAAUCCCAUGAGGAAAACCCGCUCCAUGCGCUUAGCCAGUCAAUCUCCUUUGGCAGAUUCAUGACAGAGUCUCUCGAAUGGGGAAAAUGGUCGAGUUUCUCCCACAAGAAGUACGUCGAAGAAGCCGAGAAAUUCUCCCGUCCUGGUUCGGUUGCCCAGAAAAAAGCCUUCUUCGAGGCUCACUACAAGAGAAAAGCCGAGGCCAAGAAAGGUGCUGCCGUUGCUGCCGAUGAAACGCCUGAACAACCUUUGGCAGAUUCUGCAGUUUCGCCAAAUCCUUCAGAAUCUGACCCUCUUCAAAAUCAAGAGGUUAAGGAAUGUGCUAGUGAAAUCGGAACGGUCACGGGGAGUGAUGGGUCAGGUUUGAAUGUCGAGAAAAACGAAUCCGGGAGGAAAAGCCUUCAGAUUGAUGCUGAGGUUUCAGAAAAAGUUCCUGAUGUGGAGAAUUCGAUCUGUAAACCUGUCGUUGCAGAUGAUAACAAGGGUUUGGAUGAUGUUAUGGUGCCUUCUGUGGAGAAUUCCCGGAAGGAAAACAGCUCGGUUGGCAACGAGGACGAGGUUGAGGAGUUGCCGAAGAAAGACGGAGUCGAAGGUAGAAGAUCACUAACCAAGAACUCGCCCGGUUGGAGAGUAUCUGUGGAGAUUUCAGCCCCUCCUCGAACCUCAGAUGCAGCGAAAAAGACUUCCUUUUCAGAGAAUCGAAGUGAAAGAAUUGAUCAUACGUCUCUGAACAAAGAUGAAAUACCAAUUCGCCGGAGAUUCGGGUUCCUCAACUGUUUGAUGACAAAAUCUAAAACUCACGACCAGAACCCGACAAGGAAAAAGGGAAGAAAGCAGGAGAAGAAACCGAAGAAGAAACGUUCCCUUUGUCUCUGCUUCAAACCUCAAGCGCUCGGCGAUACAGAAGCGCCGAAAAACCAUGCAAAGAAGGUGAAGGGAAAAUCACAGAGCCGGAAGCUCUGAAACUCUGGAAAAUGGCAGCAAAUAAGAUGGAUCCCAAGAAUUCUUCCUUCUCUGUCACUCGAAAGGGGUUUUUAGAAAGAUUUGUCACUGUCUCGUGUUAGCGUUCUUUUAUAUAAAAAGAAGACUUGUAAGAAAAGGCACCGAUGUGCUCUUCCCGCCCAGAGAGAGUCUCAGCGUGCCAUAGGAAACGUUGGUGGUGAUAAAGAAAGUUUCUUUCGUGUAUA